Lemur catta (Ring-tailed lemur) is the source of this 4534-nucleotide messenger RNA. It is a transcript of the gene CARMIL3, whose product is annotated as capping protein regulator and myosin 1 linker 3. Gene Ontology annotation, molecular function: protein binding. Lineage: Eukaryota; Metazoa; Chordata; Mammalia; Primates; Lemuridae. The coding region runs from base 1 to 4254 and encodes 1417 amino acids. The transcript has 41 exons. Gene Ontology annotation, cellular component: lamellipodium; plasma membrane. The record is from RefSeq and is a predicted model, not a curated record. Gene Ontology annotation, biological process: regulation of Arp2/3 complex-mediated actin nucleation; cell migration.
AUGGCCAAGGCCAGCGUGGAGCUCACCCGCGAGCUGCAAGGCAUCCCGGCUCCAAGACCCCGGCCCCUGCAUCCCAGCCUGGGCAUCGCUGUCCGCGGAACAUCCUCCGCUGCCCCCCUUGCCUCACCCUGUCAGGACCUUCCCGUCCCUGAGCCGCCCGUCCCGCUCUUUGACAGCAUCCGGAGGUGCCUGAGCCAAGGAGCUGUGCUCCAACAACAUCGUGUGAAGUUGGAGACAAAGCCCAAGAAGUUUGAGGACCGAGUGCUGGCCCUGACCUCCUGGCGCCUCCACCUCUUCCCCCUUAAAGUCCCGGCCAAGGUGGAGAGCUCCUUCAAUGUCCUGGAGAUCCGUGCCUUCAACACGCUCAGUCAGAACCAGAUCCUGGUGGAGACAGAGCGUGGCAUGGUGAGCAUGCGGCUGCCAUCAGCAGAGAGCGUGGACCAGGUGACACGACAUGUGAGCUCUGCCCUCUCCAAGGUCUGCCCUGGCCCUGGGUGUUUGAUCCGGCGUGGAAACGCAGACACCCCAGAGGGGCCCCGAGACACAUCCCCCAACUCUGAGACCUCCACAUCUACCACUCACAGUGUCUGCGGUGGCUUCUCUGAGACCUACGCUGCCCUAUGUGACUACAAUGGCCUGCACUGCCGUGAGGAGGUGCAAUGGGAUGUGGACACCAUCUACCAUGCUGAGGAUAACCGGGAGUUCAAUCUUCUGGAUUUCAGCCACUUGGAGAGCAGAGACUUGGCCCUAAUGGUGGCAGCCCUGGCCUACAACCAGUGGUUCACCAAACUCUACUGCAAGGACCUGCGGCUGGGCUCUGAAGUGCUAGAACAGGUGCUACACACGCUGAGCAAGUCGGGGAGCCUCGAAGAGCUGGUGCUGGACAACACCGGGCUUAAGACGGACUUUGUCCAGAAGCUGGCCGGGGUGUUUGGGGAGAACGGGAGCUGUGUGCUGCAUGCCCUCACUCUGUCCCACAACCCCAUCGAGGACAAGGGUUUCCUCAGUCUGAGCCAGCAGCUCCUCUGCUUCCCCACUGGCCUCACCAAACUGUGCCUGGCCAAGACUGCCAUUUCCCCUCGAGGGCUCCAGGCGCUUGGCCAGACCUUCGGGGCCAACCCGGCCUUUGCCAGCUCCCUGCGAUACCUGGACCUGAGUAAGAACCCUGGGCUGCUCGCCACGGACGAGGCCAAUGCCCUCUACAGCUUCCUGGCCCAGCCCAACGCCCUGGUGCACUUGGACCUGUCGGGGACUGACUGCGCCAUCGACUCGCUUCUGGGUGCCCUGCUCCAUGGCUGCUGCUCCCACCUUACCUACCUCAACCUGGCUCGCAACAGCUGCUCCCACAGGAAGUGUCGAGAGGGCCCGCCAGCCUUCAAGCAGUUCUUCAGCAGCACCUACACACUGAGCCACGUCAACCUGUCCACCACGAAGCUGCCCUUGGAGGCCCUCAGGGCGCUGCUUCAGGGCCUCUCCCUCAACAGUCACCUCAGUGACCUGCACCUGGACCUCAGCAGCUGUGAGCUCCGCUCAGCGGGAGCCCAGGCCUUGCAGGAGCAGCUGGGGGCUGUCACCUGUGUAGGCAGCCUGGAUCUGUCAGACAAUGGCUUCGACUCGGACCUCCUGACGCUGGUGCCUGCGCUUGGCAAGAACAAGUCCCUCAAACACCUUUUCCUGGGCAAGAACUUCAAUGUCAAGGCCAAGACCCUGGAGGAGAUCCUCCACAAGCUGGUGCAGCUGAUCCAGGAGGAGGACUGUUCCCUGCAGUCACUGUCAGUGGCAGACUCCCGGCUGAAGCUUCGCACCAGCAUCCUCAUCAAUGCCCUGGGCAGCAACACCUGCCUGGCCAAGGUGGAUCUGAGCGGCAAUGGCAUGGAGGACAUCGGGGCCAAGAUGCUGUCUAAGGCCCUGCAGAUCAACUCCUCCCUCAGAACUAUCCUGUGGGACCGGAAUAAUACAUCUGCCCUGGGCUUCCUGGACAUCGCAAGGGCCCUGGAGAGCAACCACACACUGCGCUUCAUGUCCUUCCCCGUGAGCGACAUCUCUCAAGCCUACCGCAGUGCCCCCGAGCGCACCGAGGAUGUCUGGCAGAAGAUCCAGUGGUGCCUAGUGAGGAACAACCACUCCCAGACGUGUCCCCAGGAGCAGGCCUUCAGGCUGCAGCAGGGCCUGGUGACCAGCAGCGCCGAGCAAAUGCUGCAGCGGCUAUGUGGACGAGUGCAGGAGGAGGUGCGGGCCCUGAGGCUGUGCCCCCUGGAGCCUGUGCAGGAUGAGCUGCUCUAUGCUCGGGACCUCAUCAAGGAUGCCAAGAACUCCCGGGCGCUGUUUCCCAGCCUCUAUGAGCUGGGCCACGUGCUGGCCAAUGACGGGCCUGUGCGGCAGAGGCUGGAGUCAGUAGCCAGUGAGGUGUCCAAGGCUGUGGACAAGGAGCUUCAGGUGAUCCUGGAGUCCAUGGUCAGCCUAACACAGGAGUUAUGCCCUGUGGCCAUGCGGGUAGCCGAGGGGCACAACAAGAUGCUGAGCAAUGUGGCGGAGCGUGUCACUGUGCCCCGGAAUUUCAUCCGAGGGGCGUUGCUGGAACAGGCGGGACAGGACAUUCAGAACAAGCUGGAUGAAGUGAAGCUCUCGGUCGUCACCUAUCUGACCAACUCCAUAGUGGACGAGAUCCUGCAGGAGCUAUACCACUCCCACAAGAGCCUGGCCCGGCAUCUGACCCAGCUAAGGACACUGUCAGAUCCACCAGCGGGGCCAGGUCAAGGACAGGAUCCGUCCUCUCGGGGCCGAGGCCGGAACCAUGAGCACGAGGAGACCACAGAUGAUGAACUUGGGACCAACAUUGACACCAUGGCCAUCAAAAAGCAGAAACGCUGCCGCAAGAUCCGGCCGGUAUCUGCCUUCAUCAGUGGGAGCCCUCAGGACAUGGAAAGCCAACUGGGGAGCCUGGGGAUCCCCCCUGGCUGGUUCUCAGGACUCGGGGGCAGCCAGUCAACAGCUAGUGGCUCCUGGGAAGGUCUAUCCGAGCUGCCCACUCAGGGCUAUAAACUAAGGCAUCAAACACAAGGGAGGCCCCGGCCUCCCAGGACCACCCCUCCAGGACCUGGUCGGCCCAGCGUACCAGUCCCUGGGGCUCGUCAGGAGAAUGGGAUGGCCACCCGCCUGGAUGAGGGGCUGGAGGACUUCUUCAGCCGAAGGGUCAUGGAUGAAAGUUCCAGCUACCCCCGGACUCUGAGGACAGUGCGGCCAGGCCUCUCAGAGCCGCCGCUGCCUCCACUCCAAAAGAAGAGGCGUAGAGGCCUGUUUCACUUUCGCCGGCCCCGGAGCUUCAAGGGGGACAGGGGUCCUGGGUCCCCUACAGCUGGACUCCUCCUCCCUCCACCCCCACCCCCACCCCCGACUCAGGAGAGCCCCCCCAGCCCAGACCCCCCAAGCCUCGGCAAUAACUCCUCUCCCUGCUGGAGCCCAGAGGAGGAGAACAGCCUCCUCCCUGGAUUUGGGGGAAGCCGGGGGCCUUCCUUCCGCAGGAAGAUGGGCACUGAGGGACCAGAGCCAGGGGAAGGGGGCCCAGCCCCUGGAACAGCACAGCAACCAAGGGCACAUGGCGUUGCCCUUCCUGGGUUGGAAAGAGCCAAAGGUUGGAGCUUUGACGGGAAACGAGAGGGCACAGGCCCAGACCUGGAGGGCAGCACCCAGGCUUGGCAGAAACGACGCUCUUCGGAUGAUGCAGGGCCUGGAGCCUGGAAGCCCCCCCCACCACCCCAAAGCACCAAGCCAAGCUUCAGCGCCAUGCGCCGAGCAGAGGCCACGUGGCACAUAGCUGAGGAGAGUACCCCCAACCACAGCUGCCAGAGCCCCAGCCCAGCCUCCCAAGACGAGGAGGAGGAGGAGGGGGCCCUAUUCCCAGAGAGGACAGUUCCAGCUAGGAACGCCAAGCUACAGGACCCCCCUUUAGCACCACGACCCCCCAAGCCAGUAGCUGUACCCAGGGGCCGCAGGCCCCCCCAGGAGCCAGGGGGCAGGGAGGAGGCAGAAGGGGCUGGCACAGCCCCAGGAGUCAACAAACCCCGGCUGCGGCUGGGCUCACAGCAAGACCAAGAGGAGCCUGAGGUCCAAGGGCCCCCUGAUCCAGGUCGCCGGACUGCCCCCCUGAAGCCCAAGAGGACACGGCGGGCACAGUCCUGCGACAAGCUGGAACCUGAUAGAAGAAGGCCCGCUGACCCCACAGGUGCUGGAACCAGUGAGCCAGGAACAGACUGACAGCCGCCACAACACCCUUCCCAGCCCUCCUCUCGACAUGUGCCUCACAAGGACUCAGACCCCCAUCCACCCUGGCUCCCCCAGGCCCCCUGCCAGGCCCUGUCCUACUGGGUAGGAUGGCAGGACCAAGCGUUGGGGAGCAGGAGGCAGGGGGUCCGGAGGGAAGGAGCAACCUGGAGAGAGGGAGGCUCUCAAUGCCUCACCCUGCGAGAGCUUUGGGGUGGAGGUUUGUCUCCUCCCACGAGAGGGCGGAUCUCUGUCCCUCUAUCCCCAGGGGCUC